Molecule: messenger RNA, 3304 nt
Organism: Effrenium voratum
Lineage: Eukaryota; Dinophyceae; Suessiales; Symbiodiniaceae
Source: the annotation of a GenBank genome assembly
GGCCAUUUUGGUUCAACCAACGAACACGUUGCUGAUUGCACAGGAUGCUUUUGGCUGGAGGUGUGGUGAGGUUUCAUGCACUGCCUGUCGACGAGGUGGAACCACGUAGCCGCUGCAAGGUCAUUCGCUGGGGCUGUGGAGCAGCUCUUCUUGGCCUGCUUGGCGCUUGUGGUCUCUCGCUCUCCAGGAAUCCGGGAAUUCCACGUGGAAACGUGGAAUUUCUGGGUGUCAAGCAAAGCAUUGGCAUUGACCUGGAUGAUGAUUUCCUGCCUGAGCCUGACCCACAAGACUGGUCUUCGCUGAAGAAGGAGAUCAAACUGGAGAAGUACGACCCGGGAGCUUGCUUGGGAAAGCUCAGCUUCGCUACAGCGUGGAGCGCAUCGCUUGGACUGAAGUUGAGGGCUGCAGUGCAGGAGUGCAACGAAAGAAAUUACCGGGAUGAUCCCACGCCCUUCCGGCGUCUCCACACGCUUCAUCGAAUGCCAAGCUUGCCACAAGAGGCAUCUGUGUACUACCCGCCGUCUGCAUGGGCCGAGUAUGACAUGGCCAGUCGAGGCAGUCGAGGUCGAGCUCUUGAAGAGACUAAUGGCCCGGAGGCUGAAGCAGCCUACAACCUGACCUCUGGAUUCUUGCGGCUAAAGACACGCUUCGCCUUUGGCAAGCAAUGGACCUUCGAAGGCUGGCACUACAUGAAGGAGCAUGACUCUGGCUGUGUGUGGGACACCCGCAGCAGCAGUGCUGCUGCAGGCCUACGGGCAUGUUUCUACGGUGGCCUCCUGAGAAUUGAUUUCUUCGAUCCGAAGAAUCCGAAUGAGGCCGUUCCGAAGGUGGCCUCUGUGACUGCCGGCGGAGCUAUACCCUUGUCCACCUGGAUUCACCUGGCUCUGCAACGAAGGGGAAGCUACUUGGAAUUUUUCAUGCAGGGCAGCCCAGCCGGGAACGCAACUGUACCAGAACAGCUGACUGAUGGGCUUCUUUCGCAAUCCAACAUCAGAUUGGGGGGCUCGGUUGACAAUAACCCAGGACAAAACUACAAAGGCAUGAUGAGCAACAUGCGUCUUACGACUGAUGCUGUGUACCCUCAUCGCUUUGAGCCUGAAGCCAAUCUUCAGCAGCUCAAGAAAACACGUUUUCUGCUCAAGGCACAUUACAUAGAUGUCGUGACAAUGCGGCAGAUGAGGAUGAGUGGGAAUGUGACCACCAAGUAUAGCCCGAAUAUUCUGCUGGACAGUUGGAAAGCACAGGGUCUCAUUGAUGAUCACAACUUCACAGCGCCAAUGAACAAAACGAGGUUGGAGGUGCUUCGGCGUCUCUUCCCGUUCGAGGAUCCAAUCUACAAAACCGAGUUCUUGGGAGCCUUCUGUGCCAGGGUAAUCUUGCAGAUUCUGAAGGAGAUCACAACGAUCCAGGACAAGUUGAUGGACGCAGUGCCAUUAUGUGAUCCCACUGCCACAAGCCCGCAGUGCUACAAGGCUGUGAACUACGCAGUUCGGCAAGCAGUGAGCGUGGGCCGUUACGGAGCUGAGUUGCGGCCGCGUUGCGAGCAGACUGUGAGUGAGGAUUUCCGCGGAGAUUUCAGGUGCAGCGAGCGAAUGGAGGGCAUUUCCUGGGCUUUGGAUGGCUUCGGAUCGCAACUCUCAAAGGCCUAUCGUGUUUGCCAUGACCAUGAUCUCAGCAGCCCGAAACUGGACUAUGGAGCUUGUGUGGGUGAAUCCUUGUCCGCCACUGGCUACAUGUUUGCGUCUGCUCUUCUCCUGGAAUCUGCCUUGGGCUUUGAUUGUCCAAGUGACUUUGACGACGCUCGUCCACUGACAGAAACACUUCAGCUCACCUGUGCAAGGGACUCAACCGCUAUCUUUCGUACAACUUUUCUGGCAGGCUCAAAGGCUGUGAGAGCAGCGGGCCACUGCGGCGGCAAGGACACACUGUGUGGUCGCAGCAUCCUUCGAAGUGCUGCAGCCAUCUCCGGCGUUGCGGAAGUGGGAGUCUUCCAGCGAGUGUUCUGCCACGGGCCAACACCUUGCUGCCAGAGGAAUGCUGACACGAAUGAGUUGGAAUGCGCCUGUGAGAAGGAUGAUCUCAUUGAGCUCAGGAGAGAUGACCGUUCGGACAGCCAACAGUGUGGCAGGUUUUCGGGCUCAGCAUUGAAGCUUCUUGGCUCCGCUAGUCUGGCAGCCACGGAGGCAGAAGGCCAGUGCAAGUUCUCAAAGAGUGCCCAGAGCUCUUGCAACACCAUGGUGCCCGCAGCCAUGGCAGGUUUGGGUUUCUUCAUUGAAAAUGCCGCCAGACAGUCUCGAGACUGCCCCAAACCGCCCUUCCCACUUGAUCCGGAGGAGAGAAGAAAGGAUAAGAUACUUGGACCAGCUGACCCUCAACAAUUCUACCAGUGUGGUCAGGACACUAAGCGCCUUGGCGUAUCCAUGGAUGUGAUAUCUCGUGGUAUUGCCGGUGCUGUGGUGAACUGCCCGUAUGGUAAUGCGGAUGAUUUGGAGCAGGUCACCAAACCAGUGAAGUCAGCUAGGCGCUUUUUCACGCCAUGAACCUGACUGAGACCAAGCAGCAUAAAGCAUCCGAUGCCCAUCAAGCGGCCCAAUUUCUUAGAGAAGACUGACCAAGCAAUCAAGUAGCGUGCGUUUGUGCCAAGAGUAGCAUACAACAUGCUUACCUUGGUACAAACAUUGUUGGAUAAUUCGAGAAUUAGAGAAUUAGCUGUAAUCAAUAUGAUGUUGCAUGAGGGUGCUGCGGCUGACCGGCCGCUGGGUUUUAGAGACUCAAAUUUGGUCUCCAGGCUUGCCGACGGCGACAUACAGAUCCGCAGUUUUAAUGCUAGAUACAUUGCACGUCAUUGCACAUGGACGCCGUUUCGAUUUUGUCUGCUAGUUGAUGGCCAAUGGAGCAUUCCGCCCGCUUACAGAUUCAUGUUUUAUAUCUUUUGCGAUCUAUAUCGCAGUUUCUUUCAAAUUUGAUCCAGUACUUUUGGCGCGAACCAUAUCUAAUUGGCGGUUCUGCUCAUCGCCCAUCUCCUGUGUGCAGCCUUAGACUUGUUCCUGACUUUGCAGAGCAGCAAGCUCUUGAAGCCGUUCUCCAAGCAAAGAGGAGCAAUCACGUUGAGGCUACUCUCAACAGCGCCAAUGCCACCCGAGCAUUGGCGUGCAUUGGUAUUGUUUCUGCACUUAUAAAUUUGCAAGAUUUUUGCGCGCCGCAUGCUGGCCCCCACCGAUGCAUGUGAAUUCUGCAGCUGACUGCUGAGGUAGGCAGAGCCUGAGACAAAAUUCACUGGAUGCGAUUGUGGUUCUGAGUUUGC